AUGGUAUUUAUAGCUAUUUCCUUGAUUCUUGGAGAUGGUCUUUACAAUCUAGUAAAGAUAGUUGCCAUUUUCGUUAAGGCAAUCUGGAACAACACCACCAAACCACAAGAUCUCCCUACAACAAAACAGAUCCUAGACUCCGAAAAAACCAAAUCACAACUAGAGGAACAAAAAAGAGACGUCGUGUUCCUAAAACACAGUAUCCCAUCAUGGUUGGCAGCCUCAGGCUACGUAGCCCAAGUCGCAAUAUCCAUGGCCACAAUGCCUUUAAUCUUCCCACCUCUAAAAUGGUACCUCGUCCUUGCCUCAUACAUCAUCGCCCCCGCCCUCGCCUUCUGCAACUCAUACGGAACCGGUCUCACAGACUGGAGCCUCGCGUCCACGUACGGCAAAAUCGGCCUCUUCAUCAUCGCGUCAAUCGUCGAAUCCGACGGCGACAUCAUCACCGGAUUAGCGGCGUGCGGCGUCAUGAUGUCGAUCGUCGCCACCGCCGUCGACCUAAUGCAAGACUUCAAAACCGGUUACCUAACUUUAUCAUCCGCCAAAUCGAUGUUCAUGAGUCAGUUGGUUGGCACUGCAAUGGGAUGUGUGAUCGCGCCGUUGACUUUUUGGAUGUUUUGGAGCGCGUUUGAGAUCGUAACACCCGAUAGUCCGUAUAAAGCGCCAUACGCGGUUAUAUAUCGAGAAAUGGCGAUUCUUGGGGUGGAAGGGUUUUCGAAGCUUCCGAAACAUUGUUUGGCGUUGUGUUGUGGGUUUUUUGUGGCGGUGUUGGUUUUGAAUUUUGUUAGGGAUUGGAGUCCGGCGAAGGUGGCGCAGUUUGUUCCGAUUCCGAUGGCGAUGGCGGUGCCGUUUUAUAUCGAUGCGUAUUUUGCGAUUGAUAUGUUUGUUGGGACGGUGAUUUUGUUUGUGUGGGAAAGAUUGAAUAAGAAGGAUGUGGAGGAUUAUGCGGGUGCGGUUGCUUCCGGUUUGAUUUGUGGGGACGGGAUUUGGACGAUUCCGUCCGCGAUUCUCUCGAUUUUGAGGAUUGAUCUGCCGAUUUGUAUGUACUUUGGACCUUCGGUGAGCUCUUGA
This is a messenger RNA of Lactuca virosa, 1071 nucleotides long. Lineage: Eukaryota; Viridiplantae; Streptophyta; Magnoliopsida; Asterales; Asteraceae. The record is from the annotation of a GenBank genome assembly.